CGAACAUUGACACCAACGACGGCGAGUUCAAAUCACGACUACGUACGAGCGACGAAGAACCAACAUCACAAACGGCGUCGCGAUAUAUCAUCAUCUUUACUAUUCAUCAUCGUCCGGCACUCGCUUCGCGAGCGCUCCACUUGCUCGCGGGUCUCGUCUUUCUGAACCCCUCUUCGUCUCGUGACGUCUCGUCUCGGAAGACCGCAGAGAGGAGUGAGGCGUAACAGACGUAGCAGCCAUCGCCCCGACUACAGCCGCAAAGCAAUGACGACGGCCCGUCUCACCAUCAACAGCGACGCUUAGGUCAGCCUUCCAGCUGCAUACACGGCUACCCAUUCUCCUCGUCCUUCAUUCUCAUCCUUGCUCCUGCCCAGCUCAUGACCUGGACGCAGCAGCCGGACAACGUCGAGUCUCAUCAUCAUUAUCCUUCUUCCAGCCAGGCAAUGGACCUGCUGAAUCCGCGACACCACUUCAGCAGCAGCAGCAGGCAUCGGCGCAAUAGCACCUCUGCCGCAAGCGCAUCGACGUCCCCAUCACCGCGGCUGCGUCACAGCCCCUUGCUCUCGCAGGGCAACGUCAGCGACAGCACCGACUCCAUUCUGACUGACCCCUCGGCGGCGCACCAGCAGCAUCGUUUGAGAAAAAGCAAGUCCAAGUCGCGCCUUCUGUCGAAGCAGAGGAGCUCGGGCGAGCUGUCCACGAAAUCGGCUAGCGCUGCCGCAGCAGCUGCUGUUACUGGGAACGGCGGAUCGCCUGCUCUUGAGGGAGGGCAUACGCUGGCGAAGAGCAGAAGCGGGUCUUUCUUUGGUUUGCUGCGUCCAGUCAGCAGCAAGCAGCGUAUGAAUGCUAGCUGGAUCCCGACGGAGCCAAUGCCACAGCUUCAGGCAGUCCACGGCGUCGAGAAUGCCAACGUCAAUGGCUCCAAAGCGAGGCAGCCUAGCGAGCUCGUAGCAUCUCGUCAGCCAGCUACAGAUGUGGCGAGCAAUGGUGCGCAAGGCUUGAUCCCCCUGCCCUCAUUCGAAGGCAUUGGCAGCUUCGACGUAUCACAUUGGUCUCAACCAGACGCAGUCUCCAAUGAGCAGACGCAGUCCACGAGCAGCACAAUGCCAACCUCCUCGAAGCCCUCCAUCGCCCGAUCGCAAGCAAUGGCGCGCGACACCUCGUCGAAUCUCGACAUACCCAGCGACGGCCCUCCAGGCUCCGCCAUGUAUGCCACAGCUCCACCUUCAAUAGCCGGCACAGACACUCCAAGCGGUCACGACAGCCCAGCGUUGGACGCAGAGAGGAAGAUCAAUUCAGCCUCUGCAUCAAGAGGGCCGUCGUUUGCAGAUGAUACGCCCAGGCCCGCUCAGGCGUCGGACGAGGAUGCGAGAGAUGCGGGGCCGUCCUCAAAUGCGAGAGUUUGGCAGAGAGCUGUCAGCCAGGAGGCUGCGACCACAGCAGCCGGUAUACACUCGGGAGAACCAAGCUCGAGCUUGAGCGGGAGCGGAAGCGUGGCAACACCCUCGACGUCACUCAAAGAGAUCCGACGUAAAGCUGCGCAACGAGCCAGUGCCCUGCCAGCGCUCGACGUCUCGGCUGCCGACGGUAUAGCAGUUCCUGCAUCUUCAUCGCUGGGCGUCUCGAGCUCACCCUCACGAGCGCGGUACUCAGGCUUGAGCCCUCGAUCAGCAGGAGGAGGUAACAUGCUCGGCGACGAGUCCGAUGGAGACGAGGCUAAUCGCGAGCUCAUGGAUGAGGACCUGGAAGACGACCUCCCGAACACCCGCCGCGCUCGUCGUAAUGAUCGACGCAUGACAAUGAUGGACUUCCUCAGCGCCGAGCCCCCAGCUUCAUCAUCAGCGCCAGCGCCACGUUCUGCCUCAGGACCAACUCUGUCCGUCGCCCGCGGCGCGGCUGGUGGACCCUCGUCUCUGGUUGUCCCUGGCCCGUCUUCGUCACCCAAUCGACCACGACCGCGACCAGUGUCUAUGGUAGCCAGCUCGCCUGUGCGCGAGCGUGAUGCUAGCCCUAGCGGUGGUGGGGCAGGUAUGUCAGCGAUGGAGUUUCUGGCUGCCACUGAGCCUCCCACAGCCACUGCCGCCAGUCAUGACUCGCCACUGGAGUCACGCCAGUCAGCAGCUGACCAGCUCCGUGCAAUUGCCAAAGCGCAAGAGAAGGAGGCGCGUAGGAAGAAGAGGGAAGAGCAGCGCGCGCGUGAGGUAACUCUUUCGAUUGAUCCGAUGGUGGACACGGUCAAUAUGUUUGGAUCCACGCAGACCAGCGCCAACUACUCGCUGUCAGGCCAUGUCCUAGUCACCGUACCGCGUCCGCAACGAUCAGCUGAUCCGUCGAGGCCGGUCACCGUCAAAUCUCUGACGCUCACCUUCUCUGGCUUCUCCACGUACGCCGAUCUCUCUGGUCGCUACUCCGGCAUCAAGCUGUGCGAGGUUCCGCAGGAGCUUCUCGCUGACGAUGCCACGCUGCCGCUAGCUUCCGACCUUGAAGCGGACGAGACAACAAGCAACGAGCCACUCCGCUACAAGAUUCAAUUCGACCUCAACAUCCCCGGCUGGUUGCCUGGCUCAGCCUACUCGCGCUUUGGUGCCACCUUCUACUGCGUAGGGGCCUCCGCUGUCGUGCUGAAUGCGCAAGGUGCGCCCUCAACCGUCACCACAGAGAGACAUAAUUUGACUGCCGAGCCCGAGUCGAUGAUGGUCGGCGAGCAUGGUGAGCUUCUACCUACGACGUCUAGCCCGACGCAGCACGUGCAGCAGCUGCCAGACCUAGACCUCGGUGGGUCGUCGAGUCAGCGGAACCGAGGCAGGGAAAGCUGGCUCAGCAAGCGCGCGAAGCAGCUCUCCCUCAAAGCUCGCACUUCAUCCACCUCAGCCAAUGAGAGCGGAGAGCAGCAGCGCAACGUCUCUGGAGGGUCACUUGUACCGCCUCACCGCCCAUCGCUUUCUGCUCGACUUGAUGGAGGAGGGACGAAGCGCCAGGCAGAUGGUACGCUGCUGGUCAAGAGCAACAAGUAUUUGAUUGUGGUGCGGAGGUGUCGUGACGUGAUCCCAGUGCCCGUGGCAAGACUCGCAGUUGUAGGCGACUCGCUACCUGCCGGGGCGCAGGAUCCUCCGCCGGCGAGACAACAGGCUGAGUCACAGCAGCCACCUCAACCUGUCAGAGAGCAGCGCGAAUUGCCACCCGUGCCAGAGGCAACGCCGGCGCCGGCGUCUACCACUCUUGGUCCUGCUGUCGUUGCUCAGAGCACGCCAACCUUCAGUAGCACGAGCACGCCCGCCAUGGCGCCUGCAAUCGAGCCAGCAGCAGCUCCUACCACAGUGUCUGCUCCCCAGCCGGCUGUACCUGACAGAGCUCCACCAGCCCCCCUGCCCAUUGCCCCCAGCGCUCUCAACGGCCCGACCGACCCAUCGAAGCAGGCAAUGGCGGCUCGUCAUCCUCCUCCUCCCCCCGUCCGGACCAGCUCCGCCAUGGGUGCAACACACGAAUUUGGCGCCCAACCGGGCUCAAAUACAGACAAUGCAGCUUCCUCGACCAAUAACGGAGCCCCGCCGAUGCGUCACUUCCUGCAUCGUCCCAUCCUUCACCCACCGAUCGACUCCGGCAUUGAGGAAGGAGACGGACUGCCCUUCAGCCUAACCAUCUCCGUCCCAUCGCAUAUUCAAGUCCAGAAUGCAGAGAUUCUCACCUUCGGCAUCCAAGUCGAGGUUGGUCGCACCCCUGGCUGGACCAAAGUGCGCGAGUUGGGCGGCUUGAGGUUGAGGGACAUGGAGCUCAUGUGCACCCAGUCUGAGCGGCACACAUCUGUACCUUCGCGCACUUUCUGCGCAACAUUCCCCGUGCCACCCGAGCCGAAGAUCAAGGCCGUAGAGUUACCAGUUCUGCCGGCAUACACGCCGCCGAUGGGAAACAGGCCGGUGGAAAGCUCUCAGGAGGUCCGCGUGAGGUCAGCGUAUGACCCUGAGCCGAUGAGGAGCCAUCUGGCAUUGCUUGAUAGUGGACGCAGGCUGACGUCGGAGGAGAAUGACGUGGAGCGCGUGAGGAGUAAUGUAGUGGGGCCGCCACCGAGCUUCCAGCAGAAGGACAAGGAGAGGGAAGGCCAACAGGGCACCUCUGCAGAGGCAGGUGAUCGCAAAGGCAAGGGCAAAGAAAAGGGAAACAGACGUAAGUCUCUCGUUCCCGUCGGAGGCAACAAUGGCAGUGGCAGUGGCAGCGCUGGGCCGUCGAGAACUCAUGGCGGUGUAGCCACACCACCGCCGCCUGUUCCCCCUCUGCCUACCGCCGUCGAGCAGACGUCGUCCUCGUCCUCAGCCGCAGCAUCUCAAAGUACGGCAAGCACCAUCCGGUCGGAGGGCCUUCAGACGCAGCAGCGCGAGCUCUUCGCUGACGCACAAGGUCGUCGAGGCUCCUCAAGCAUUGUCCGGGGGGCCUCUCCCAGCCGCGCACCUGCUGCAGAAGGACCAGCACCCGCUCUUGCUCAGCCUCAAAGCUCCUCUCUUCCGCUCGCCCCUGCUGGAGCUCCGACCCCUCGUCGGCCGAGCGGCCCGCCUCUUGCCAUUCCCCAAGUCACCACGGCAAGCGGGGCAGUCCUACAAUCUUCUGCUCCUCUGUCCGCCUCCGUCUCCGUGGGCAACGGCAGCAGCAGCAGCAGCAACUCACCUACAACACCGAGGCGGACAGGGCGCGGUCGACGAGCCUACGAAGCUGCGGUGCGGGGCCUCAGCACCUUUGCGACGGCAGUCAUGGAAGGUGGAUACGAGGAAGGCGCUUCCGGCAACGCAGGCAACGGCAGUGGACCCAACGGCUCAGCAGUCAUAGGCUCGAACGGCGGCAUCGGUGGUGGUCUCGAUCAACUCGAUGUAGACCAACCGCGAGCCACCUACAACUUCAGUGGUGACGACUCUCACGGGGUGGAUCUCACCAAGGGCAGAAUCCGCAUGACGGUCAACCUUCCUCUCGUUCCAUCAUCUGCUUCUGCAGCCCGUCGUGAGGGCACACCUCAACUCCUGUCAGACUAUGAAAGCCCGCACAUGCGCAUUCGCCACAAGCUGAAAGUCAAGCUCGGCUUCGGUUUCGGAGCCAAGCCCCUUGGAGGCGAAGGCGAAUGGGGUCAAGCCCUUGUAAUGUGUGUCCCUGUGCGUUUCACGGAGGCUCCGCCUAGGGAGGUCAGGGAGCAAUUCGCUCCGAUGCCCAUUACUGUAACCACGAGUGGGCAGGACUCCGAGGAUGGUGGGCCAGGCAGGACAACCUUGCAGCCGCCUAUGAUCAGUAUGGGUGCGCCAGGUGAUGCUCCUGUGCUGCCGGCUUAUACGCAGCUGUUCAGGGACGAUGGGUCGAGAUUGAACGAGGCCGAGGACUUGCCUGCGUACCCUGGUCCAAGGCAGGCCAUUCCCGCUCCUGCUGCUGCCGUCCCUGCAGGUGGACGCCCUGCUCUUCCCCAUCGUGGUUCCGUCACUGGGCCGAUGACGCCCAGGCUGGGAACGAGGGUUGCUAGCUUGGGAGACUUGACGGCUGCCGCGGCAACGGCUUCAAGUAGCGCAGCCAUGCCUCAAUCGCCUGGACCCUCUGCAGUCAUCGCUGGCUUCAAUUCCCUCGCACCCGAAUCAGUGGUGGACGAAGCCAUUCGCGGUAUCACGGACCCAGAUGAGUCUCUGGCAGCGAUGCGCGAGCAGGAGCGGGAACUGCGGGAGCUUUCUGCCGGCGAAGAGGAGGACGGGGAGGACGAUGAUGCAGAGAACAGGGAAGAAGUAGCAGUAGCACGCCCACAGCGCCCAACGCUGGGAUCGCGCGCUCCAACCACACUUGUGGAGAUGGGGACGGCUUCCAACGUGGGCUUCGCGUCUGCUGCUGAGGACGGUGGGAACGGAGACGCGGGAGACGACACCGUCAUUGUGGGCGAAGCAGGACACGAGGAUGAGGACAGGGUGAGGGAGAUGGAAGAGGAGCUGGGAAUCUGAGCUUGCGUGGCACGGGCACCAAGGAGCGGAUCGUGAUGCCUUUGAAGGGAGACACGCGGAUUUGUCUUCUAUCCAAUAGCUUGUCUUCGGGUGACCUACACAUCUAGGUUGCCGUUGUCUUUUACUAUACUCUUCAUUCUCACCUCUCUGGCCCUUCACCAAGCUGCUAUUUUAUUGAACAUGACGCUACC
This is a messenger RNA of Jaminaea rosea, 6145 nucleotides long. RefSeq lists its product as hypothetical. The record is from RefSeq and is a predicted model, not a curated record. Bases 378 to 5954 code for a protein of 1858 amino acids. The transcript has a single exon. Lineage: Eukaryota; Fungi; Basidiomycota; Exobasidiomycetes; Microstromatales.